AUGGUCCAGCCCGGCGACGACCUUCCGGCUCUGAUCGCGGACGGCUUCGCGCGCGCCGGCGAGGCCGCUGCCGAAGGCGAUGUCCUCGUGGUCGCGCAGAAGAUCGUCUCCAAGAGCGAGGGGCGCUACGCCGACCUCGCCACGGUCGAGCCCGGUGCCGAGGCGCGCGAGCUUGCCGCGCGCACGGCCAAGGACCCGCGCAUGGUCGAACUCAUCCUGAGCGAAUCGCGGCGGGUGGUCCGUCAUCGCCCCGGCGUGAUCAUCGUCGAGCAUCGGCUGGGCUUCGUCAUGGCGAACGCUGGCAUCGACAAUUCCAACGUGGAGCCGGCGGGUACCGACGAGCGGGUGUUGCUGCUUCCCCGCGAUCCAGACGGCAGCGCGCGGCGUAUCAGGGAGGGGCUGCGUGAGCGGCUCGGCGCGGAUUGCGCCGUCAUCGUCAACGACAGCGUGGGCCGGGCCUGGCGGGUGGGCACCGUGGGCCUCGCGCUCGGCGCUGCCGGGCUGCCCUCCCUGCUGGACUUGAGGGGGCGCGACGAUCUCUUCGGCCGCCCGCUGGAGGUCACCCAGGUGGCGCUGGCGGACGAGCUCGCCGCCGCCGCCUCGCUGCUCCAGGGCGAGGCCGACGAGGGCAUGCCGGUGGUGGUGGUGCGCGGGCUUGCCGCCGCAGGGCCGGGGAACGCCGGCGCCGCCCUCAUCCGCGACGAGGCCGAUGACCUCUUCCGCUAG
Messenger RNA from Geodia barretti, 726 nucleotides. The record is from the annotation of a GenBank genome assembly. NCBI's taxonomy places the organism in Eukaryota, Metazoa, Porifera, Demospongiae, Tetractinellida, Geodiidae.